Messenger RNA from Drosophila guanche, 983 nucleotides. Its product is annotated as proline-rich extensin-like protein EPR1. The record is from RefSeq and is a predicted model, not a curated record. NCBI's taxonomy places the organism in Eukaryota, Metazoa, Arthropoda, Insecta, Diptera, Drosophilidae. The transcript has 2 exons. Bases 43 to 867 code for a protein of 274 amino acids.
CAGUCGUCGCAGCGAGAACUUAACAUUCAUUUGGACUAUAAAAUGAAACUCCUGAUCCUGGCUGUGUGUGGCCUUGCGCUGGUGGCCGCUGAUGUCUCGCAUUUGUUUGAUCACGAUGAUCAUCACGAUCAUCCCGGCUACAACUAUGAGCCACCGAGUGUGCCCUUUGAGUUGCCCACACCUGGACCAUCCUAUCUGCCACCGGAACCCGUGACGGCUCGUGUGAUUGCUCCUGUGCCGUCUUACUUGCCACCGAUGCAGCCGGUGACGAAGCCAACGCCGAUUUACUUGCCUCCCCAGUCAUCGGUGAAGCCUGAGCUGCCUGUUGUCAGGACACCCAAGCCUUCGUAUCUGCCUCCACCACCGCCAGUUGUGAAGGUUGUGACGCCCAAGCCUUCGUAUCUGCCACCCCCACCGCCGGCUGUGAAGGUUGUGACGCCAAAGCCUUCGUAUCUGCCUCCACCACCGCCGGCUGUGAAGGUUGUGAAGCCAAAGCCCUCGUAUCUGCCUCCACCACCGCCGGCUGUGAAGGUUGUGACGCCAAAGCCCUCGUAUCUGCCUCCCCCACCGCCGGCUGUGAAAGUUGUGCCUCCUCCUAAGCCCUCCUAUCUGCCACCUGCAGCUCCCAUUGUGAAAGUUGUGCCACCCAAGCCCGCCUAUCUGCCUCCCCCAGUGGCACCCGUGGUAGAGCAGCCAGAGCCGGAGUAUCUGCCGCCCUCGAAGCCGACCUUCAAGAUCCCAAUCCCCUCCUAUGCCGCGCCGCUGGAGGAGCCCGUGAACAGCUAUCUACCGCCCCAGGAGAUUGUGGAGCCGCACAGCGAGGAUGGCUAUCACUAUGAUGCCCCGGCACAGCCUUUCCUCUUCUAAGAUAUCCACAGAAACCCCUCCCAAUCCUUAGCCAUUUUAUUGUUGUCUGCCAGUGUCCAACGUGUAUAUACUAUAGUUAUUUAUUAAGUUUUGUAAACGAAUAAACCCCUAACACA